UGUCCAAACAGAAGAACCUUUGUUCUGUUUUAAUUUAAUCAUCACUUUGUUUUUCAGUUUUUUUUCGGGUUGUUUUCUCUCCAAUAUUUGAAUUUCUUCGAUGGAUUUUCUUGUACAUACAUCACUCAUUCAAACAUUAUUCCACAAAGCAUCCGUGAAGCCCUGUUCUCUAAUCUCCUUCUUAUAAUUCAAAUUUUCUGGGGAAUUUUCUCUCAAUUUUCCCAGAAUAUCUUCGCAUUAACAUUGGAGACAAAGAACACAAACAUGUUGCAAGACGUGAUCUCGUCACACGACCAGCUUUCCAUCGAUGAUACCACGAGCCCUCUUAGUGCUCAAAUCUUCGAUUUCUCUGAUCCACAACUGUUUCAAGAAAGCUUUAAUCAAUCCUCUGAAGUCACCUCUUCUUCAAACAUUCUCGAAAAAUCUGGAAGCUUUCAAGACAAUCACAGUGGUAAUUCAAACACUAACACGACCACAACCACUGAUAACAGUAACACCAACCAGAACAACCAAUUUCAAGAUGAUGAAGACGACAACAACAACGUAGACCUGUCCAUAAUCUUCGAUUCACAAGAAGAUUUCGAAAACGACAUAGCCGCUUCAAUAGAUUUCUCAUCAUCUUCUUUGCAGUAUCCAGUUAUAGACCAGCUCCUUACAACAACGAAUCAAGACCAAUUUGAUUUCUCAUCAGGAGUCCAAAUUGUUCAUCGGCUUCCUAACAUUCCUGACUCUGGAGACCCUCUGGCUCUACCAGCGGUUUCCUCUGUUGCUCCUCCUCCUUUACCAUUAGGGGUUUUCGAAGAAGAUUGCCUUUCUUCUGUCCCAAGUUACAAUCUUGGCUUUAACCCUACUUCACCUUCUUCCUUACAGUUCCGUACAUCCGGUUUACCGACGUAUAUGAUGAAUAUGAGCACCGGCUUGCUAUCUUCCGGAAGUAAUUCCGGUUUAUUUCCUGAAAAUAUUCAUUUGGGAUCUGAAUUCAACAAACCACAUGAUCAAUGGAUGGAUUUUCAAGCUGAUAAUGGUGGAUUGUUAUGUCCAAAUUCCAUCAAACAUAUCUUUAAUCCAGGAGAUCUCCAGGCACUUAGUGGAGUCGAGAAUCAGAGCCACUUGGUGUUACCUCAGACUCAUCCAACAUUAGGACCGGUCGAGAUAAAUGGUUUAGAAGAUUCAACGUUAAACAAAGUUGUGAAACUCUCCCCAGAGCAAAGGAAAGAGAAGAUCCAUAGGUACAUGAAGAAGAGGAAUGAAAGGAAUUUCAGCAAGAAAAUAAAGUAUGCGUGUAGGAAAACAUUGGCAGAUAGUCGUCCGAGAGUUAGAGGACGAUUUGCAAAGAAUGAUGAGUUUGGUGAACUAACUAAACAUGGUUCUUCAAGCCAUCAUGAUGAUGAAGACGAAGACGAUAUGAGAGUGAAGGAUGAGGAACAAUUGGUAGAUUCUAAUUCAGACAUUUUUGCACACAUUAGUGGACCGAAUUCCUUCAAGUGCAACAACCCAAUUCAAUCUUGGAUUUGAGUUUCAAGUUCCACGCCACAAAAUUAAAGACUCAUGUUUAUAACAUGAAUCUUAUAUAGUCUUAUAUAAUUAAUAUCGCUAUAGAGUUGUUACUUGUUAGUAUUAGUAUAUUUAUUUUUGCAAUGCCCAGGCCCUGUCAACAAAAAUAAAAAUAAUAGUAAUAACCUAAAAAGAUAAUGAAUAAUGGUUUUAGGCAGGUUUGGUGUUUAGAUAAAUAAAACAGCGGUGAAGAAUGUUUUAUUAUGUUACAUAGAAAAUUGAAAAUUUUGUAGAUGUUACAUAGUAUGAUAUUAUAUGAUAUA
Eutrema salsugineum is the source of this 1817-nucleotide messenger RNA. RefSeq lists its product as uncharacterized. Gene Ontology annotation, molecular function: protein binding. Bases 265 to 1515 code for a protein of 416 amino acids. The transcript is spliced from 5 exons. Gene Ontology annotation, cellular component: nucleus. The record is from RefSeq and is a predicted model, not a curated record. Gene Ontology annotation, biological process: regulation of flower development. Lineage: Eukaryota; Viridiplantae; Streptophyta; Magnoliopsida; Brassicales; Brassicaceae.